AUGAUUAAUGGAGUAUUAACCUGCUUUCUAUAUAGUAUAAGUGAGCUGGCUAUUUUAACUAACCCUUUGCUUAUCCUAAGUGAGGACUAUAUUACUGAGAUAUACCUAGGGGUGAGAAUAAAGAAAAGGUAUCUUCUAGAGGUUAUUACUUUAAGUCUAAAGAGGUUUAAGGUAGAUUUAGAGGAUAAGGGAAGCUUUAGGGAUAUAAUUAGUAUAGAGGCUAGCUUAGACCCUUAUACUAAGGAGGAGUUUUAG
Clonostachys solani is the source of this 255-nucleotide messenger RNA. Lineage: Eukaryota; Fungi; Ascomycota; Sordariomycetes; Hypocreales; Bionectriaceae. The record is from the annotation of a GenBank genome assembly.